This is a messenger RNA of Esox lucius (northern pike), 3199 nucleotides long. RefSeq names its product F-box and leucine-rich repeat protein 7 (gene fbxl7). Bases 687 to 2222 code for a protein of 511 amino acids. Gene Ontology annotation, cellular component: SCF ubiquitin ligase complex. The transcript has 4 exons. The record is from RefSeq and is a predicted model, not a curated record. Gene Ontology annotation, biological process: SCF-dependent proteasomal ubiquitin-dependent protein catabolic process. Lineage: Eukaryota; Metazoa; Chordata; Actinopteri; Esociformes; Esocidae. Gene Ontology annotation, molecular function: protein binding.
UUAUGCUGCUUAAUGUGAGUUUCAAGAAGUAUUUUGGUGAGAGAGAGAGUUGCUUCAUAUUGUUUCAUAACGCAGGCUUUUAUUUUGAAGGUUUGCUUGUUACGAUGAGAUUGUGAUGUCAAUAUGUUUGCUACUGGGAGAGUACCGACUUAAUGGGAUACUUUUUAAGAUCAAAUUUUAUAAAUGCAAAAUAAUUUGUAACUUUUUUAAGUGCGCUGUCUCUUUAAAUAUGUGCCCUACCUUUCGUCUAGUCUAGAUUGACAUGCUCUGGCGAAAGAGGGAGUAUUUCACAGCAAAUCCCCGUUACCUCUCGGCGCCUUAAGAAACGAUGUCUACAUGGCAACGAGUUUUGACGUAACAAGUACUACAUUUUUAUUAAACUAUUGCAGAAUGCGAAUUUGUUACCCUUUGUACCACUCGGACUUGUUGUAUACACCCAUCGUUCACCAAUAGCCUACUUGUAGGCCUGUCUUGUAAUUAUUUUGCAAUUCUCAUUUAUUCAAAUAUAUUUAUAAUCAUGCUGUGUCUGGAUUUAUAAUCCAAGAAGAACUUUUUAUGGACUACCUUCCGCUGGAAAAAAGUAACCACGCGAAUGUCCAUGAUCCACUAACGCGCACUUUUUUAGGAAUACUUUUUUAUUUUAUGGAUACCUCGGAGCUCUGCGAAUAGAUUAUGCAUUACACAGGAUGGGUGCGAACAAUGGGAAACAAAGUGGGAGUGAGGGUAAAGGCAGCUCCAGUAUUUCCUCCGACCUGAGUUCAAGUACCGAUCAGACGUCAACAAAAGCACCCAAGAAUGCAGCUGCCAGUGAAGAUUCGGACCUGAGCAUGCGGACACUGAGCACCCCGAGCCCUGCCCUCAUCCUGCCUGCCCAGCCACCUCUGUACCCGCAUUCCUCCCCUCACCCCCACCUCCACCCCCUCUCCCCUUUCCUCCCACCCUCCACCCCUUUCAAUGGCUCCUCCUCCACUUCCUCCUCCGAGACGGUGGCCAUGGUGCACGCCGCCGCGCCCCCUCCCCCCUUCUCCUCCACCCACUCACGCCGACGGGUCGCCCGGGACCACCACCAGGGCGCGUCGGUGCCCAUCGACCUCCUGCCGGACCACGUCUUUCUGGACGUCUUCGCCCGUCUGCCCACCGACCAGCUGUGCCGCUGCGCCCGCGUCUGCCGCCGCUGGUACAACCUGGCGUGGGACCCCCGGCUGUGGCGGAGCAUCAGGCUGACGGGCGACGUGCUCCAGGUCGACCGGGCACUGCGGGUGCUGACGCGGCGCCUCUGCCAGGACACGCCCAACGUGUGCCUGAUGCUGGAGGCCGUGGUGGCCAGCGGCUGCCGGAGGCUGACGGACCGCGGCCUCCACACGGUGGCCCAGUGCUGCCCGGAGCUGCGCUGCCUGGAGGUGGCCGGCUGCUACAACGUGUCCAACGAGGCCGUGUUCGAGGUGGUGUCCCGCUGCCCCAACCUGGAGCGCCUCGACGUCUCAGGCUGCUCCAAGGUCACCUGCAUCAGUCUGACGCGGGAGGUCUCCCUCAAACUGUCCCCGAUGCACGGCCAGCAGAUCUCCAUCCGUUACCUGGACAUGACAGACUGCUUCGCCCUGGAGGACGAGGGCCUCCACACCAUUGCGGCCCACUGCACGCAGCUCACCCACCUCUACCUGCGGCGCUGCGCGCGCCUCACCGACGAGGGCCUCCGCUACCUGGUCAUCUACUGCCCCGCCGUGCGCGAGCUCAGCGUGAGCGACUGCCGCUACGUCAGCGACUUCGGCCUGCGUGAGAUCGCCAAACUCGAGGGCCGCCUGCGCUACCUGAGCGUGGCGCACUGCGGCCGGAUCACGGACGUCGGCGUGCGCUACGUCGCCAAGUACUGCUCGCGCCUGCGCUACCUGAACGCCCGCGGCUGCGAGGGCCUCACGGACCACGGCCUGGAGUACCUGGCCAAGAGCUGCCCCAAGCUGAAGUCGCUGGACAUCGGGAAGUGCCCGCUGGUGUCAGACGCCGGCCUGGAACUGUUGGCGCUCAACUGCUUCAACCUGAAGCGGCUGAGUCUCAAGUCCUGCGAGAGCAUCACGGGCCGCGGGCUACAAGUGGUGGCGGCCAACUGCUUCGACCUGCAGCUUCUCAACGUGCAGGACUGCGACGCGCCCCUGGAGGCGCUGCGCUUCGUGAAGCGGCACUGCAAGCGUUGCGUCAUCGAGCAUACAAACCCCGCCUUCUUCUGAGGGGGUGGCGGGCGGGGUCAGAAAACCCCUGAAAUAUGCACGUGACAAUCUACCCUAGUUGUUUUCAUAGAACUCAUAACGUCUAAGUUAUUUUCACUACAAACUGUCCAACUUUCAGAUUUUUUUGUUUUGUUUUAAGCACAUUUUAAGUCUAAAAGGGAUCCGAUUUAAGCACGACAACUUUAAUUACAUAUAAUGAAACAGUUAUAUUUUCAUUAGAACAAAAUUGCAACCCACCUCUAAGGGUUUUCGCAGUUUUCUCAGCAGUAUUCUGUCGGGCAUGAAGUUAAAAUGGAAGUUGAAAUGUAAUUACGAGUAAUGAUCUUAUUUGUGUCAGGUUGAUGUUUGACAGUCCACUGAAGGGGUUUUCAAUUACUCCAAUAAUUGCAUACAUUGUAUAGAGGCUGUACAGUUGAGUUUAGUAGCAAAUUGUUUACAUCAGAUGUUUUGAUGAAGUUGUUGCUUGUAUGGUUCACAUGCACAUAUGAUAGAACAUUAGUCAAUUUCUUCUUAACUUACGACAACAGAACAACCCUUGUUCAAACUAACAGUAUGGUUUUACUCUUGGCUGUAGAGAGGUGAGCACAUUCCUGGCCAAUGAGUUAACUAAUACAAGCUAAUAUUUCUGUUCACUUAAAGAACCACAUUUGGCUAAUGUGAACCUAAAGGCUAAAGUCAUGUUUUUUUGUUCCCUUUCAUAUAAAGCUUAAAAUUAUUGAGAAAAAAGUGUUUUGUUGUUAUUCAAUGUUUACAUGCCAUUCUUCUGUGGUUUAAAUGGUGGACAAUCCUACCAUUGUGUAUUUGGUCUUUUGGGGGUUUGUUAUUGGGUAUUCAAUGUCCAGUGCCAUUUUGUAAAAUAAUUUUGUACCACGUUCUAACUAUGCUCAGACAAUCACUAGAUCAAGUACGAUCACCAGCCUCUUUGUAUUGGUUUGGUUUAAAGACACAAGUGGAAUAAAAUAAUGAAUGUUCUUACA